AUGGAUAUCCAAAACGUGUUUCACAUUUCAGUACGAGGUAACAUCAAUGUAACACAGCGUGCGCCAACCUCCAUUGGUAGUAAUGACCUUUUUGUACACGUGCAAACCGGCGAAACUCUUUCAAUCGUUAUAGGGAACGACAUUCAACAUAUCUCAGGCCCCGCAACGGUGCGUAUGGUAAAUCAGGCUGGCAUGUCACCAUCUGCCCUUCCGCUGCAUGUUCCACCUGGACAUAUGGUUCAGCAAAUGGUCGAUGAACAGGGCGUCUUACGUCACCUGAUUUUAUCACCAGAAGCUACGCCUGGAUCGCGCUUGAUACCGACUGCCCCGCCACCAGCAACAGUUAGUGCAAAUGCACCUCUCCAUAAUUCGAGUGCGACAACACCAUUGAAACAAUUUGCCCAUAAUUCACCUUCACCACCUAUAGUGCCUCCUUAUCCACCUCCAGUUAUGCCGUACUCCCUUCAUAACAGUACUGAUUUUGGCGAAGAGACUCUUCGAAAGACUUGGAUACCACACGGAAAGAAGUUCGUUGGACCGCAUUUAGUGCAAGUGCCAGCAAGUAAUACCGACGAUCAUGAACAAAGUCAGUCAGGAGCUUCAGCAAAUGAAGAAGAGGAAUGGGAGCGGCUUACCGAAAUGCUGUCACGAAUGCAGUCGCCUCAGAUUCUUCGAGUAGCAGCAAAGGAAGCUGAUAUUGCUUGGCAAGAAUUAGAUACAUCUGAGGCAUCUGCACCCGGUGGACCAUUUCCACAAAUUGAUGCAUCCGAAUUUACCUACGAUAUUGUUCUUUUCGAAAGUGUUGGACGUAUUGUCAGUAGCUAUAGAUGUGAGCCUGAUUCGGGCAACCGAGUACGCCUAUGUCGCCUUCGACCAAAUACUGAAUAUUAUGUGCAGCUGAGAGCUUCACUAGAGGAACGCGGUUUGCAGGGUAGCCCAUCAACUGCUGUAAAAUUCCGAACACUUACAACGGUACCAGAAUCUCCGCAUCCUCCUCGCCUAGUUUCACGCACGCAUAAUUCAAUUACUGUUUCGUGGCGUUCGACUGUUGAUAACGGUUCACCAAUUAUAUGCUACCGUCUGGAGUUGGCAUCUGGUGGCCAGCAGGAAGAGGAAGGUUAUGAAACAGUGUAUGAAGGCUUGGCAGAACAGUUUAGAAUCAAAGAUUUGACACCGUCAACACGAUAUCGAGUUCGUCUGACCGCUACGAAUAGUGAUGGAGAUUCUCAGCCAUCGGCUCCAAUUACCAUUUGUACAUCAGCACUUUUCUUUCCGCCAAAACAACCGCACUGUCCUCAGCUUGUUUCUUUGUCAGCUAAAUAUAUCAAACUUUCUUGGAAUACUCAACCACAACAUUCUUACACGCUAGAAAUGUCUGAUAUGCGAACAAAUGAAUAUUCAGUUGUUUGCGAACGUUCCCAACUGUCUUCAGUCAGUGUGAAUGACGUUGUAAGUAACUGUCAGUAUCAUUUUCGUUUGAUUGCUCAUAACGAUGCGGGUGAUAGCAAGCCAUCUGAAGCACUUAUUGUUCGAACUCCGUCCGCGCCGUCCGGCUCGCCUCCCCCUCCAACGCCUUCACGGCCGCAUAUCAUUUCAAACAAUAGAGUACGUCUUGAAAUUGGUUGGAAAGCGGGACGUAUGAACGAAAAAGAUCUUGGCUUCGUGCUAGAAGGUAGCUCAGAUGAGAAAUCUUGGACUGUGAUAUACAAAGGUAACGCAAUAAGUGCACAAAUUCGUAAUCCUGAAAUGCGAGCUUUUCGAGUAGCUGCAUUAAGAAAGCAGUCGCAGAGUGAAUGGAGUGACAUUUUGCGUAUCCGACAAGAAAAACAACGUGCCAUAGCAGUUCCUGGGCAGUGUGCUGCACCUACAAUCACUGAAAUCUCAAAAGGUUGUCUGCGUAUCCAAUGGAAUCCACCGGACAAUAUUAUGUCCUCCGCAGUUUAUCAACUUCAUCGUGUCAAUUUACAACCUUCCAGUAUCAUUUAUCAAGGUGAAGCAACAAUGUUUGACUUAUCAAACUGUGCUCCGGGUGAAGAGAUGGAAGUGCAAGUACGUGCCAUUUCUGUUUCUCUUGAUGGGACACGUUUGGAGGGUGAAUGGAGUCGAGUGGCUGUUGGGAGAACUGCAGCACAGCCACCAUCACCGCCAACUGAUGUACAUGUUGAUGCCGAAAAUGUAUUGCAUUGGUCACCGCCAAAUAGUAUCAAUGGAGCACCCAUUAUGGAAUAUAUUAUCGAGAGAAUUCUCGUUCUCUCAUCAUUUACAUCGAAAUCUAAGAAUGACAGCGAUCAGGCGACCAGUACAAAUUGCGGUUGGACAAUGAAACGCGAAAGCGCAGAAGUGUUGAGUAUUAGUGUAGCUGAAGGACAACCUGGCUGUAAGUAUCAGCUUAGUGUGUCGGCAGUAAAUAGUGGUGGUACCAGUAUUCCUAGUGAAUGCAUCUAUGUUUCUAUUCCUCCCCGCUCACCUGCUGCACCGCUGAAUUUCCAUGCCCUUCCACAAGGUUGUAGGCAGCUACAAGCAUCGUGGCGAGCACCUUGUUGUAAUGGAAGUGAAAUUUUCGAAUACAGUAUUCGUGUGCUUGAUGAUUGCUCUGGUGAUGAGAUUCGCGUGAUACAACAAGAAGCAUCUGUAUGCGAAUGUAUUAUCGAUUCACUUGAAGCCGGUCGCACAUACAGGUUGUCAAUCCAUGGCAUAAAUGCCAUUGGAAUAGGUGAUCCAUCAUGGACAACAGCCACAACACUAGCACCUCCUCCACAGCCUCCUAAUUUGCUCUGUUCUGAAGCAGGUCCAAAUUAUUUGAAACUGAAAUGGAAACCGCCUGGAAAUUCACCUACAUUAACAACCAUGCAAUAUUACUAUUAUUUGGAGAAAGAGAAUGAUAAUGGCAAAUUUUCACCGAUUUAUGAAGGCGAUAAUCGUUAUGCGAAAGUGCGCAAUUUGAAUGAAAGUACAAAAUACCGUUUCCGUAUUCGUUGCUCGUCACGAGUUUCGGGUGCCGGUCCUUGGUCUUCACCAUUUGAGUUUUCAACCGAGCAAUUGCCACCGCCAACAAUACGAUCUGCACCAACGGUAACAGAAGUUGCAUCAGGCUCUUUUCAGGUAGAAUGGUCACCAGUUCGUAUAUCGUCAGCGAAUGGGAAAGAAUCUUUGUUGUAUCGCCUUCAAGUUGCAUCCCGAAGUUCUACGGAACGAUCGAACAAUAUCUGGAAAACAGCGUAUGAAGGUAUGUCCACGUCAUACUCACUUUCGACAUCUGAGAGUGUUCAGCUUCGUGUUCAGUGUGUGCGAAUCAGAGAUGGAAUUGAAAGUGUUUCAACGCCGUCUGCUAUACAGUUUGCAACCCCAUCGCUUGUGAUACCUCGCAAAAAGGCCCUCGAAGUUACUGAGCAGGAGAUGCUUGCCAUUCGGGCGCAAAAUAUUAGCAACGUGCAAUGGAUCCAAUAUCAUAUUUUGUCCGAUAAACACUACGCAUUCGUCAUCCUGUUGCUUUUUGCUGGCAUCGCGUUUGGAGUAGCACUGGUACUUGACGCAUUGUUAUUUGAACAGUCGUAA
Messenger RNA from Acanthocheilonema viteae, 3555 nucleotides. NCBI's taxonomy places the organism in Eukaryota, Metazoa, Nematoda, Chromadorea, Rhabditida, Onchocercidae. The record is from the annotation of a GenBank genome assembly.